This is a messenger RNA of Fusarium sp. VM40, 5094 nucleotides long. The record is from the annotation of a GenBank genome assembly. Lineage: Eukaryota; Fungi; Ascomycota; Sordariomycetes; Hypocreales; Nectriaceae.
AUGCCUGACCCUAAAACCUACACCAUAGGCUGGAUAUGCGCGCUUACCACAGAGCUUACAGCAGCCAAGGUUAUGCUCGAUGAGAUUCAUCCAUCUGUAGGAUCUAUUUCUGCCAGGGAUACUAACAGUUACGCGCUGGGAAGAGUUGGUAGCCAUAAUGUGGUAUUGGCUGUGCUUCCAAAAUCACAGGUCGGGUUGGUACCUGCCGCAAAUGUCGCUACAAAUAUGCUCAAUGCCUUCCCAAACAUCCGCAUUGGUCUUUUAGUAGGCAUCGGUGGUGGCGCACCUACUUCUCGAAAAGACAUCCGGCUAGGAGAUGUCGUUGUUAGUACAGCUGAGCGAGGCACUGGCGGCGUCUUCCAGUAUGAUUAUGGACAGACAGUCCAGAAUCAGAAGUUUGAGAUUACUGGACUCUUGAACCAACCCCCUGCAGCCUUGGCGACUGCUGUAAGUGACCUUGAAUCAAAGCACGAGAUCGAAGGUCACUAUAUACAAGAAACGAUUCACCAGGUUCUACAGCGCUAUCCGAGGCUGAGAAAAAAAUACUCCCGACCACCAGAAAGCCAUGAUCGACUAUAUAUCUCAAAAAUCACUCAUCCUGAGAGCAACUACCAAACAUGCGAUGCAGCCUGCGGUGAUGGCUCGGAGGAUGAGCCGAUAUUGGUAAACCGACUCCAGAGGAGCGAAUAUGACAAUAACCCUGAAAUCCAUUAUGGCAUUAUUGCAUCCGCCAAUCAGCUUAUGAAAGAUGCUUCCGUCAGAGAUAAACUCGCGUCUGAUCAUGGAGUAGCUUGUUUUGAAAUGGAAGCAGCUGGUUUGAUGAACAACUUUCCUUGUGUUGUCAUCAGAGGAAUAUGCGACUAUGCAGAUACGCAUAAGAAUGACGAAUGGCAAGGAUAUGCAGCCAUGACUGCGGCAUCCUAUGCUAAGGAACUGUUAAACCAACUCUCAACUACUAGAGUCGAGGAAGAGAAACGAAUCGGCGAAAUCCUAGGAAGCAUGCACCUUGCCAUAACCACUAUCGACUCCAAGUUGGAGGGACAAGAUGAGAUUCUUGAUGAGAUCAACAACCGCACGGAACGACAUCAGCACCGUGAAGCCAUCGACAGGCUCCCUUAUGUCAAAGAAGCAAUAUUCGACUCUCACAACGAGGAUCAAAAUCCAACAUGCUUGGAGAAUACCCGGGUGGACCUUCUUGCUCAGGUAUCCAAAUGGAUUGAGACUGGGGAUCAAAAGACAGUCUUUUGGCUUAAUGGCAUGGCUGGAACUGGAAAGUCCACUAUAUCAAGAACCGUCGCCAAAUCCCUAUCCAGUGUAGGCACACUUGGCGCCAGCUUCUUCUUCCAAAGAGGUGAAACUGACCGGGCAAGUACCAUUAAACUUUGUGGCACAAUAGCUCGCCAGUUGGCCGUGAACCGUCCGUACAUCGGCGACACACUAUGUAGGGCUAUCGAGGAGGAUCCCGAAAUCGGAAGUAAAGGAUUGAGAAUUCAGUUUGAGAAACUCAUUCUCAAUCCUUUAUCUAGCAUUCCGCAAAUACAACCAUCUACCGUUGCGAUUGUUCUCGACGCCUUGGACGAAUGCGAUUCGGAACGAGAUAUUAAACUUCUGAUUAGCCUUUUUUCUGGGAUUGGAAAGUGUCACAACAUCAGACCCCGUAUCUUUCUCACUAGUCGUCCAGAAUUGCCAGUCCGACUUGGAUUUAGCAAAGUGACAGGGACCUAUCAGGACUUCAUUCUCCAUGAGAUUCCGCAGCCUGUCAUAAAGCAUGACAUCUCCGUAUUUUUUCAGCAUGAAUUCAUGGCAAUCUUGAUGGACUGGAACGACUCUGUGGCCGAAAGUCGAAAGUUACCCUUGGCAUGGCCGGGCGAAGAGAACAUCCAAGCCCUUGUAGAGCGGGCAGUCCCUCUAUUCAUCUUUGCCACCACUAUCUGCCGUUUUAUAUCUGAUAGGCAUAAGAAUCCAAAAGAGAGAUUACGUCAAGUUUUGGAACACCCUGCCUGGAGUGCUGUCGACAAGAUGCGAGCCACCUACGCGCCAGUCCUAGAUCAACUCCUCUUUGGGCUGUCUGCCGUGGAGAAAAACGAAUUCAUCCUGGAGUUUCAAUUGAUUGUUGGAACCAUCAUCACACUUGAAACCCCCUUGUCUGCAGAAGCAUUGUCUCGACUACUUGACGUUUCUCAAGAGAGGGUCAAUGACAGUCUUGACAAGCUCCACUCUGUUCUCAACAUUCCAGAAUCUUCCGACGUCCCAAUCCGAUUAUUCCACCUGUCUCUUAGAGACUAUCUUAUUAACAAAGAAGUUUCUACGGAAGAUAUGUUUAGAAUUGACGAAAAGGAAGCCUCGCGGCAAUUGCUAGCGAGCUGUUUGCGGGUCAUGAAAGCCCACCUCAAAACCGACAUUUGUGAUGUGCGCGAUCCGAGCACAGAUCGUGCAACCAUCAGCAGUGCUAUGAUCAAUAAAUCUCUGCCCGCUGACCUUCAGUACGCCUGUGUUUACUGGGUUCAACAUCAGAAAGCGGCAGGUCUCAAGAAGACGGAUGUACCUACGAUUGAGGGCUUUUUAAAGAAGCACCUUCUACAUUGGAUUGAAGCCUUGAUAUUAUUGAAUAGGAAAUGGGACAUAGCGAGGAUCUUGAAGGCGUUGCAAAUUGUCAUCAAGCAUGAUUCCGUGUUGUUUGACUUCCUGGCUGAUGCUAGAAGGCUCGUCAGCUCCAGCAUUGAUGUUAUAGACAGUUAUCCCUUACAACUAUAUUCACAUGCUUUGGUAUUCUCCCCACAGAACAGCAUUAUCAAGGCAACCUUUGAAUACCUAGUGCCAAAAUGGAUAAGCUCUCUUCCUGCAACAGAGCCAGCUUGGGAUUCGAGUCUACAAGUACGUGAGAUGAAGCCUCUAGCAAAGGCAAGUGGGCGUUGCACGAUGAGCUUUGUUCCAGAAACGACACUUCUGUUCUUAAGUCAAGAUCUCGGCUAUUUUGAUGUCGUUGACUGGGAUACUGGAGAAUGCUUGCAAGAGUUUAGGAAUACCUCGGAAUCAGGAUAUUAUUCCGUAUUAUCUCCAAACGGCAAGGUCAUAGCCACGCCUUCAUCGAAACAACUCAUCCAGAUUAGGGAACUUGCGACUAGCCAGCUUCUAUAUGAGUUAUCCAGUACUUGUGAGCGAUGGGGUGAGUUAAGUUUCUCGGGAGAUUCUAAACUACUUGCGGUACAAGGCGAAAACAACAUUUACAUAUGGGAUUGGGCUGCAGGUGUUUGUGUAAACAAACUACCUAAGGGUCCUGGGACCGAACUCCAGCCUUGGCGUAGUAAAUUCUCGGCCGACUCUGCAUUCCUCUUGUCAUCUAAUAAUCGCGAGAUUUCUGUCUGGGAUUGCCACACGGGUCACAGCGUUUUCGAACGGGAUAUUUCGUACCAUCAGGAGGUCUUUCAUAUGUUCUCGCCCGAUGGCAAGAUGUUCAUAUUCCUUUCCAGAACAUCGGAAUUGGAAAUCUGGUCAUGCCACGGUUUCAAGCGACUUCGUCGGUUGGCAAGCCAAGCUAGAUCGUUCGAACAUAUUCGCAACAUACUGAUCUCGCCUGAUUCGAAGCUUCUUGCUGUGGCAACAGAAGACUUGAUCCAGUUAUGGAGCCUAGCUGAAGGUCAACAUUUAUCUGACCUUCAGCGUGUAUGUGCAAGCCAUAUCGCUUUUUCUCCAGACUCGAAGUAUCUGGUAUCAGGUGGCGGUACUGAUUUGAUUGACAUCUGGUGUAUGAGCACUAAAGCUAAGGUCAAUGCAUUGAGAGGUCUUGGAGCAAGCAUGGGAUUGAGUUUUAUUGCGUUCUCUCCAGAUGGCACUGUUGUUGCUACCCAGUGUAGGAAUGGUGAUGACAUCCGUGUAUGGGACUGGGAGAGGGCAAUAACCCAGCUUGUUGAUGGAGUGAAGCUGAACACAGAGAGAGAUGAUCAGUAUGGAAUCACGAUGCUCAAGUCAUCUCCCGACCUUAAAAAGAUUGCGGCGUUCUCUCGCGAUAAGAUGUUGGUAUACAGUAUCAGCUCUGGCAGAUUGCUGUGGCAGCCAGCCUUUUCAUUUCCUAAAUCUCUCGACCCAUGGGAGUCUUACGAUGAUACAGGGGACUUCUCUGCUGACUCAACACUUAUCACACUUACAUUCAGAAGGUCUUUGACCCCGAGCUUUAUGAUCCCAGGAAUCUCUAUCCCGGCACUUUCAAUUUCAAGUGUUUCGAUUUUGGAGGCCAGUAGCGGCACUCCCAUGUGGGAGAUGAGGAAGAAAGGUCAGGAUAUUCAAACUGCCCUCUCCGAUGACUCGAAAUUGCUAGUUGUGGCCAUUUAUAGCAAUAAGGGUUCGUUUUUUACGAGAAAUGUGGCCGAAGAGGUUGCAGAUGUAUCUAUCUGGCAACGAGUCGGCCGUGGCUUCGAAGUUAUGCAUACUCUAGUAAACCCUGGCUAUCAAGCUGUGUCUCAACUAAAGUUCUCAUCGGGAGCCAAACUAGUGGCAGGUAUCGCAAAUUUGCCGUCUGCUAACCAGCACACAAGAUGGAGUAGAGGGGCUCUUGUAUGGAACCUGAUGUCCCCAAGAACCGAACCACUUCUCAUUCAUGGGUGCAAUAUUAUCGUGGCUUUCUCAGACUCAUUGUUAGCUUGGUUCGGUUCGGGAGACAGAAGAUUGCGCAUCUGGCAUAUUGAAACCGACAAAUGCUGCCAAAUCUUAGACAAAGCGCCUGUUGCCGGUGCCUUUUCUCAUGAUGAGAGACUUUUGGCUAUCAGAGAUCAUAACGACGUGACAAUUCUGGAUUGGAGAAAGGGUAUCCAACUCACUCGAAUACACGGAGCAACAUCCCAUGACUCGAGAAGACCGAAAACCAUUUUUCUUUCUUUUCUGCCUACAGAUCUUGGCAUCCGAACAGAGAUGGGGACUUUUAACAUUCCAAAGGAGGCACUGACAUCGACUAUGCCGAUUUUGCGACCUCUAGACGUCUUUGCUCCAACAUUCGGCGUGGAGUACAAUGACAAUCUCAAGAGGCCAUGGAAGACAUGGCGGAGUCCAACAUGGAUUCAGUGGCGCGGCCGUAAUAGUUUUCGGAAGAAAAGCUUUUAG